AUGAUCCUGGACCCCCUGUUAAAACAGGGUCUACUGGAGAACCAUAUGGGUGACUUUGGUCAAUCAAGAUCGAGGAGAGGUGUCAUUCAGGAGGUCAAGGGGUGGAGCAUCAUAGCCCCCACCAAUCAGAAGCAGAGCAGAGAUUGUGGGGUGGGUUUAAAGUCAGGACACGCCCUGAGUGGCGAAGGAGAUGACACGCAGAUGUUGGAUAACCUGGGUCUACUUCCCUCUCUGGGGGACAAGUUUGAGGAGUGCGGGGGCAGAGACUGCAGCGUUUGCCAGUGUUUCCCCGCCAAAGGAGCUCGGGGGUCACCUGGACCUACUGGUAGACAGGGUCCACAGGGGCCGCCUGGUUUUCCUGGGCCACCAGGACCACCUGGAGAGAAAGGUCGGCGUGGCAGUGAGGGAAUUCCUGGGGCAUCUGGCCUGAAAGGCGACAUGGGUUUUCGAGGUCCUCCUGGAUAUCCCGGGUCUGACGGACUUCCAGGUCACCCUGGUCCAGGUGGACUUCCUGGUCUUCCUGGGUUAGACGGCUGUAAUGGAACUAAGGGUGAGCCAGGAUAUCCUGGUCCUCGUGGUUUUCCAGGCCUGCCUGGACCACAGGGAAUUGCAGGACCCCCUGGACCUCCUGGACCACCUGUGAGUGUUCCUCCUGAUCCAAUGUGUGCGUUGCACCUUCACAGUCGCAGGCGAAUCAAGGCGAAUAACAUGGGCUUCCUCAAGCACGAUGUUGCCAUGGAGACGUUUGUCCAAUGGCAGGGUCUGAAUGGAAACCCAGGCCCUCGAGGUCCAAUAGGGUUUGCUGGUCCGACCGGACCCCCCGGUCGGCCUGGUUCACCUGGACUGAGAGGCCCACCUGGAGACAAUGGCAGGUCUUUGCCUGGCCAGAAGGGAGAUGAGGGUGACCUGGGUUCCCCAGGUCCACCUGGACCGUUUGAGUAUGUGGAACCACCAGAAGAGUUUUACCCCAAAGGAUAUAAGGGGGACAGAGGGCCAAAAGGACUUCCUGGACAACGUGGUUUUCCGGGAUUCAGGGGCCCACAGGGAGAGAAAGGAGAGAAGGGCAUCCUAGGACUUCCUGGAAACAGGGGAGAGCCUGGAUACCCCGGCAGACCUGGAAUACUCGGACAAAAGGGGACAUUCGGCGACAUUGGACUUCCCGGUCUCACCGGCCUCCCGGGGCCUAAGGGUUUACCAGGCGAUCCGGGUCCCAAGGGAGAGCGACGGAUCAUUUCAAAUGAAGUUGACGGCUGCAGAGGAAAUGUUGGCGCUCCGGGUCCCCCUGGACCCCCUGGGCCCCCAGGAGACCCGGGUCCGUACGGCUUCCCGGGCACUCAAGGACAGCCUGGUGAUUCCAUACCAGGUAAGACCGGAGUUCCAGGUAUACCCGGGGGACUGGGUGAUAAAGGCGACAUGGGGCGCUAUUAUGAAGAACCCUCCCCUGGAGAACCAGGGAAGCAGGGACUUCCAGGAGCCAAAGGGAUCCGCGGAAUGCCUGGUGCCCCAGGCGGCUUCUGUAUCGCAGGGGUGACUGGAAACCCUGGAGACGAUGGAAACCCAGGCCCACCUGGAUCAGCAGGUGACAGAGGAAACAGAGGAACGAAGGGUGAUUGUGAAUGCAUGCCCCCUUCAACCCCUCAGCCUGGACCUCAGGGCCCGAUGGGAGACCCGGGUCUCCCGGGCAGCCUCGGCCCUCGCGGUGCCCCCGGGCCGAGGGGCGACUUUGGUUUCUCUGGGAGCCCUGGUGAAAAGGGCUUUAGAGGACCACCUGGACCACCUGGUCCUAACGGAUUAAAUGGACUGCCGGGGGAACCUGGAACAACUGGUUUCCCAGGAGAUCCUGGUCCAGAUGUGAGUUACAUCAGGGGGAAAGUUCUCGUGGCUUCCCAGGUGACAAAGGAUAUCCGGGGUUUCCAGGGCCUAAAGGUACACCUGGUGCACCAGGAUCUUGCACUUCAGGUUUUCCAGGACCAGCAGGUGAGCGAGGGCUCCAAGGAGACCCAGGUCCACCUGGACAAAGAGGACCCACAGGGCCUAAAGGAGCCCAAGGUGAUUUUCUUCCUUGUCCACCCAGCAAUCCUGGACCCCCCGGUGCAAAAGGAGAGAUUGGACCACCAGGCCCUCAAGGGAAACCAGGGAGUCCAGGAUUCCCGGGAUCAGGGGGACCAGAUGGAUUCAAAGGAAGGAAGGGAGAUUUUGGACCUCCCGGACCUUCUGGUCCUGCAGGUAGAGAUUACACAUCCUCACUUCGGAUCACGCGGGUGCGAUGGAGAUCCAGGAAACCCUGGAUUGGAAGGUGAAAGCGAGAUUGGUCCCGACGGCACUCCGGGUGGCCCAGGAUUCAAAGGAAUGAAAGGAACUGCUGGUGAUCCUGCCAACGGGGAACCAGGGCCUAGGGGGAUAUCUGGCAUGCCAGGAUUCCCUGGUUCAAAGGGUGUGCCUGGAUCACCAGGACCACCAGGAAGAGAAGGACUUCCAGGCAACCCUGGAGUGCCUGGUGUGAAAGGAGAGCGUGGAGAGGACGGCCCUCCAGGAUGCCCUGGACCCAAAGGUAUCACCCCAUUUCCGUGUGAUGGAGGCCCACCCGGUCCACCCGGACCUCCAGGGUUCCCCGGCAACAUCGGCCCCCCAGGUUGUCCUGGUGUUAAGGGGGAUAGAGGAAUUCAGGGCAUUUCCUACCCCGGGCCCAAAGGGCUGCCUGGCAAGCCUGGGAACCCGGGGUUACCGGGUCACCAGGGACCUACGGGACCAUGUGGCCCAGCUGGUGAUGAUGGACUCCCUGGAGUAGCCGGGCCUCCCGGACCUCCCGGACCGUGCGGCAGUACCGGCCCACGUGGUGACAAAGGUCCACGUGGGACUGACGGGCCGCCUGGAUAUCCUGGCUUUGACGGAUCUCCAGGACCAGAACCGGGACCGCAGGGUUUACCAGGCUUUCCUGGACGCCCCGGGGAGCCUGGGCUAAAGGGAGAGAGAGGUCCAAGGGGUAUUCUUGGCUUCCCUGGAGAGACUGGAGAUCCAGGUGAUCCCGGAAUAUCGGGUUUACCUGGUAUGUCUGGCGUCCCUGGAUACAAUGGACUGAAAGCCCCUCCAGGUGAUAGAGGCGAUCUAGGUGACCCAGGCUGUGAGGGGCCACCUGGACCCAGAGGUCUCCCUGGCUCUUUGGGGCCCACCGGUGUGGUUGGACCCCCGGGUCCUCAUGGAAAGCAGGGCGCUCAGGGCUCACCAGGACCUCCAGGUUUGCCUGGCUCAAAAGGGAGCAAAGGAAGCUUGGGGCACAAAGGUCCCCCAGGUCCAUUGGGCCUGCACGGCUUGGAUGGGCUGAAAGGUGUAAAAGGCGAAAUUGGGCCCAGAGGACCUACAGUGACUGGCCCUCCUGGCCCCACGGGUCCUGUGGGAGAUAAAGGCAUCAGAGGAGACCCGGGACCCCGAGGGCCAUCCCAGCCUGGAACAAAAGGGCCAAGAGGCCCACCUGGGUGCCAAGGAGAUCGAGGACCUCCUGGACCGAUGGGUCCUCGGGGUAAUGACUGUAAAAACCCCAGACCUGGACCAUGUGGAGACCCUGGACCCCCUGGACUCGAUGGCCUACCAGGACCCAUGGGGGAUCCCGGACCCCCUGGUGAUACUGGGCCAAAAGGACAGAGGGGACCUCCCGGAUUGCCUGGAUUUCCUGGACUACAGGGUCCUCCAGGAACCAAAGGUGAAAGAGGAGCGUUCGGGCCUAUGGGUCAUCCGGGAUGUCUGGGGCUCCGAGGCGCAUGUGGACCACCUGGGCCCAGAGGACCAAAAGGACUGAGAGGAGCCCCAGGUCCCAAAGGACGGAAAGGUUCUGUCAUCUAUAAGUAUCCAUCUGACACCCCUCAGGACUUCCAGGGUAAACCUGGGAAUCCAGGGGUGCCCGGACAGCGUGGCAACCCUGGGUAUAAUGGCCCAGAGGGUCCGCAAGGAGACAAGGGGAUGAGGGGAGACCCCGGGGAGCAAGGACGACUGGGACCACAAGGUCCCGAUGGAGAUCCAGGAGAUGAGGGAGUAAAGGGAGAGAGAGGCGUACAGGGGAUACAGGGUCCCAUUGGGCCUCCAGGAGACCCUGGAGACCUAGGCUCUGGUGAGAACUAUGAAGCUGGUUUCUUAGUGGUGCUACACAGCCAGUCAGAGGAGCUCCCUAGGUGUCCCGUGGGAAUGACACAGCUAUGGACUGGUUACAGUUUACUCUAUCUAGAAGGCCAAGAGAAAGCACACACACAAGACCUUGGUCGGGCCGGCUCCUGUAUGCGUAUGUUCAGCACCAUGCCUUUCUCCUACUGUAACAUGCACAGCUGUGACUACGCCCAACGCAACGACAAAUCCUAUUGGCUCUCGACUACAGCUCCAAUACCCAUGAUGCCAUUCACGGGCCCAGAGAUCAGCCAGCACAUCAGCCGCUGUGUGGUGUGUGAAUCCACCUCCCCUGCCAUGGCUAUACACAGUCAGAAUGACAGAACCCCGCCCUGCCCUCCCCAGUGGAGAAGCCUGUGGUUUGGCUACUCUUUCCUUAUGCACACGGGGACAGGCGACGAGGGCGGGGGCCAGUCUCUGACGUCGUCGGGAAGUUGUCUGGAGCAGUUCCGGGCCCAGCCGUUCGUGGAAUGCCAAGGCUCGCGUGGCACGUGCCACUACUUCGCCAACACCUACAGCUUUUGGCUGACGCGCGUGAGCCGGGACUUCGACCCCGCGUCCGACAAACCGGUCACCCAACCCCUGAACAACGUCAGCCGCUGUAACGUUUGCAUGAGGGAGUGA
This is a messenger RNA of Chanos chanos (milkfish), 4776 nucleotides long. RefSeq names its product collagen, type IV, alpha 4 (gene col4a4). The coding region runs from base 1 to 4776 and encodes 1591 amino acids. The record is from RefSeq and is a predicted model, not a curated record. Gene Ontology annotation, cellular component: collagen trimer; extracellular matrix. The transcript is spliced from 45 exons. NCBI's taxonomy places the organism in Eukaryota, Metazoa, Chordata, Actinopteri, Gonorynchiformes, Chanidae. Gene Ontology annotation, molecular function: extracellular matrix structural constituent.